This is a messenger RNA of Pezoporus occidentalis (night parrot), 1166 nucleotides long. It is a transcript of the gene FKBP14, whose product is annotated as FKBP prolyl isomerase 14. NCBI's taxonomy places the organism in Eukaryota, Metazoa, Chordata, Aves, Psittaciformes, Psittacidae. The record is from RefSeq and is a predicted model, not a curated record. The coding region runs from base 16 to 864 and encodes 282 amino acids. Gene Ontology annotation, molecular function: peptidyl-prolyl cis-trans isomerase activity; calcium ion binding. The transcript has 4 exons.
CAGGGGCGUCCCCCAAUGGACAGCUGCUUCUGCCGGGCUCGCUCUCAGGCGAGCCAAUCAGAGGGUUCACCCCGGGUUCUGGGCCGUCGGAAGCCGGGGGCUGCCCGCUGCCACGUCUGCGGGACGGGCGAGAGGGGUCGCGCACCCGCCCUGGUCGCUGCCUCCCAGGGGAGGGGUGCGGGAUGGCGGCCCCGCGGCGCUGAGGUGGGCCCUGGCUGUGGAGCGGUGAUGGCGGCGCUGCUGCGGGCCGUACUGCUGGGCGCGGCGCUGGGCUGCGCGGCCGCGGCGCUGAUCCCCGCGGCUGACGUGAAGGUGGAGGUGCUGCAGAAGCCGUUCAUAUGCCAGAGGAGGACCAAGUGGGGGGACAUGAUGCUGGUUCACUACGAGGGCUACUUGGAGAGGGAUGGCUCCAUGUUUCACUCCACUCACAAGCAUAACAAUGGUCAACCUAUGUGGUUUACACUUGGCAUAAGAGAAGCUAUCAAAGGCUGGGACAAAGGUUUGAAGGACAUGUGUGUGGGAGAGAAGCGGAAGCUAACUAUUCCACCAGCCCUUGCUUAUGGGAAAGAAGGGAAAGGAAAAAUUCCACCUGAGAGUACACUGAUUUUCAACAUUGACCUUCUAGAAAUUAGGAAUGGACCACGAUCUCAUGAGUCAUUUCAAGAGAUGGAUCUUAAUGAUGACUGGAAACUGUCCAAGCAAGAGGUGAAAAUUUACUUGAAGAAAGAAUUUGAAAGGCAUGGAGCAGUGGUCAAUGACACCCAGCAUGAUGCUUUGGUUGAAGACAUAUUUGAUAAAGAAGAUGAAGACAGUGAUGGGUUUAUAUCUGCAAGGGAAUUCACAUACAAGCAUGAUGAGCUAUAGAAAAGGGUGGCAUUAUUUUUUUGACACAAAUGGCAGUGACUCAGACUGUUUGGUUCUCUUGUCGACUUAAUUCUGUGUUUUGGAGUUGACAGCUGCUGUCAGCAAAGAAACACUCUUUGUUUAUAUAAAAGAAUUUCUGUUCAUUAUGUACAAAUGUUUUAAACUAUUUUGAAGUAUGGAAAUGUACCUCCUUUUAUGCAGAAAAGACUUGCACAUCUGUGUUUUUUAAAUUUUGUAUUAACUUAUUUUUCAGAAAUGAAACAAACUUUCCUGUUAUCAAACAUUGUGAAAAUCAAAAUCCA